Lingula anatina is the source of this 3116-nucleotide messenger RNA. RefSeq names its product protein transport protein Sec24A. Gene Ontology annotation, molecular function: SNARE binding; zinc ion binding. Gene Ontology annotation, biological process: COPII-coated vesicle cargo loading; endoplasmic reticulum to Golgi vesicle-mediated transport; intracellular protein transport. The record is from RefSeq and is a predicted model, not a curated record. Lineage: Eukaryota; Metazoa; Brachiopoda; Lingulata; Lingulida; Lingulidae. Gene Ontology annotation, cellular component: COPII vesicle coat; endoplasmic reticulum exit site.
GGUGUUCCCCCAUCAGCCACGCCCCCUCCCCAGGAGAUGAAGGCAGGGAUCACAGGCAGGAGACAGUACCCUCAGAUGCCUCAAACAUAUGGACAGCCUCCAUCUCAGCAAGUUCAAGGUUAUGGACAGCCUCCAUCUCAGCAAGGUCAAGGAUAUGGACAGCCUCCAUCUCAGCAAGGUCAAGGAUAUGGACAGCCUCCCCUUCAGCCCCCAGGACAGGGGUUUGGUCAGCCAUCCCCCACCCACAGGUCCUGGAAUAAUGGGGGGUCCUUACACCCAGCAGCCCCACGGGGGAUUUACCCCAGGGAGUACACCAGGGUAUCCACAGCCCCAGGGACAGACGGGACAGAUGGGCAAUAGUAUGCCCUAUGGAGAUGGCCUCAACUCUAGUUUUGGCAAACUAAAUUUCCAGUCACCAGAGUCUAGAGUUGUGAAUUUACUACAAGAGCGCAAUGUGAUUCCUCCAGAUGGCGUGGAGACAGUAAAACCCAACCUGGCUCCUGAUUUUAAAAAGCUCAACUGUAGUCCAGAUAUAUUUAGAUGCACACUGACUACCAUACCACAGAGUCAGUCACUGCUGAAUAAAGCACGGCUACCACUGGGUAUAUUAAUUCACCCAUUUAAGGAUUUGACACAACUGCCAGUUAUCCAGUCCAGUGUCAUCGUGCGCUGUCGGUCGUGUAGGACGUACAUUAAUCCAUUUGUGGCUUUCAUAGACAAUAGAAGGUGGAAGUGCAACUUGUGUUAUAGGAUCAAUGAAGCCCCUGAAGAGUUCCAGUAUGACCCAGUUAGUAAAACUUUUGGGGACCCAAUGAGAAGGCCAGAAAUGAAAUCAGCAACGAUUGAAUUUAUAGCCUCCUCAGAAUACAUGCUGCGGCCUCCCCAGCCAGCAGUAUAUUUGUUUCUGUUGGAUGUAUCAUUUAAUGCAAUAUCAACAGGGUACUUGUCCUCAUUUUGCCAAAUUCUGGACGAUGAACUGGACCGUAUUCCUGGCGAUGCCCGCACACUGGUGGGCUUUAUAACCUACGACUCCUCUUUAUACUUCUUCAACUUAUCUGAAGGACUUUCAGCGCCUCAGCUACUGGUGGUGUCUGAUAUUGAAGAUGUAUUUCUGCCUAUGCCUGAUGGUCUUCUAACAAACUUAAGGGACUGUAAAGACUUGGUCAAAGAUCUGUUGAGUCAGUUACCCAAGAUGUUUGAAGGCAACAAGGAAACCAACAGUGCCCUGGGGGCAGCUAUGCAGGCGGGGCUUAAAAUGAUGACAGCCACUGGGGGUAGGAUAUCAGUAUUCCAAACCUGUCUGCCUUCAGUAGGGCCUGGGUCACUGCAAGCCAGAGAGGAUCCCAACGCUAGGGCUGGCAAGGCUGUAGCCCACCUAGGCCCUGCCACAGACUUUUACAAGAAGUAUGCACUGGACUGCUCUGCUCAGCAGAUAGCAGUGGAUAUCUUCUUCCUCAAUGGGCAGUAUGCAGACAUAACGUCUAUAGCUUGUGCAUCCAAGUUUUCAGGGGGUGACCUCCACUACUACCCCAUGCUGCACUCUGUGGCGAAUCCCGCUGAGGUGGAGAGGUUUGAGAACGACCUGAGGAGGUAUCUGACCAGAAAGAUAGGGUUUGAGUCUGUGAUGAGAGUAAGGUGCACAAAAGGUUUAAGUAUCCAUACCUUUCAUGGUAAUUUCUUUGUGAGGUCCACGGAUCUCCUUAGCUUACCCAACAUCAACCCAGACGCUGGCUUUGGCAUGCAGGUUUCCAUAGAGGACAAUUUGCAUGAGAGUUCCACAGUGAGUUUUCAGGCAGCUCUCUUGUAUACGUCCAGUAAAGGGGAGAGAAGGAUCCGUGUCCACAACUUGUGUUUGCCAGUGACCAACCAGUUGACUGAUGUCUUCUCUGGUGCUGACCAGCAGGCCAUAGCAGGAUUGCUGGCUAAGAUGGCUGUGGACAGGUCGCUCAGUUCUAGUCUGAUGGAUGCCCGCGAGGCUAUGGUUAACGCUUGCAUGGACGCAAUCAGUGCAUAUGCCAGCAGUAUUCCAGCCUCUCAAAGGAUAGGCACCCUUCCUUGCUGUUACUCUAUUAGGUUACUCCCAAUGUAUACACUGGCCUUGCUCAAGUCUGCUGCCUUCAGGGUUGGAGUAAGCACAAAGUUGGAUGACCGUGUGUUCUUUAUGGAGAUGUGCAAGUCUUUACCUCUUAAUUAUAUCUUGUUAAAGCUGUAUCCCAGUAUGUACCCUGUGCACAAUCUGGAGGAUAAGAAUUCCAUCAGUAAGGAUGACCAGAUGAUUCCUCAACCUCCACAUCUUCAGUUAUCCUCGGCCAACCUGGACAGACAGGGCGUUUUCCUGCUGGACGCUGGGGACGAAAUGUUUCUGUAUGUGGGCGGGGCCGUCAGUGACCUCUUUUGUCAGGAGGUCUUGGACAAACCUAACUUUUUGUCAGUGCCAGACGGAAUGACUGAUCUUCCUGAACUAGAAAACCCAACAUCUGAGCGGCUUAGGAAUUUUAUCAAUUAUUUACAAGAUCAGAGACCUUUUCACUCCAAGUUCUUAGUUGUCAGGGAAGACAGCAAAGCUAGAAUGCAAUUCUUCAAAUACAUGGUUGAAGAUAAAACAGAAGCCAGUAUGUCUUACUAUGAGUACCUUCAGAGUAUACAAAAGCAGUUGAAAGGAUGAACAAUCAACAAUAGGACUUUACUGUACUCCACUUGGGACAAUUUCCCAAGAAAAGUGUCAUUUUAAAGCAGUUCUGCUGGGACAGGUGACCACAUGUUGUUUACAAAGCAGGCAAAGUUUCUACAGUGAUUUGGUCAUUUAAAACUGCCAAAAUGAAAUAUAUAUAUAUAUAUAUAUAUAUAUAUAUGAAAGGGUUAAAGAUGCAUGGUCCAAUGAUAUACUGCAGAAAAAUCACUACCUAGGAUCUGAUUAACAAGUUCCUGGCAUGAAAUCUUGUGUGAUGGUGUGAUAAGCUACAUUGAUUGAAGUAGUAUCUGUGAUGGAUGGACAGAGAUGCAUGUCCAUUUUGUAUAUAUACAUAAAAAUGAAUUAACCAUGAAAUAUUGACCAGAACCUGCCUGUUUGCUUCAGAACUGACAUUUAGUAAGCUUCAAAUAGGGUGAAAAUUCCC